Molecule: messenger RNA, 1494 nt
Organism: Capronia coronata CBS 617.96
Lineage: Eukaryota; Fungi; Ascomycota; Eurotiomycetes; Chaetothyriales; Herpotrichiellaceae
Exons: 2
Coding region: 1-1494 (497 amino acids)
Biological process (GO): ubiquitin-dependent protein catabolic process
Cellular component (GO): COP9 signalosome
Source: RefSeq, a predicted model, not a curated record
AUGGACAAGAUCCUGGAUGAAAGCGCGGCUCUCGACCAUGUCCUCCUCACUCAGGAUCCGGAGCAGUACGACAAACUGGCGGCGGCUCUCUCUUCCAAACUCCGAAAGAUCCCACUAGAAGAUCUAGCAGCCACGCAGGAUAUCCUUACUGCUAUUUCCCCAGCUAGCCAUACGAUACUCUACCUCUACGCCUUAUUGGCAACAAUCGAAGCCUCCUCCGCAAACGGGAGAGGUGUCCCCCGACAACUACCACCCACCGUCCUUCCCGAAGCACCGUUAUGGCCUCAUAUUGUGCAGACCCUCCUCGACUUCGAUCCUAUUCAGGUGCGAUACUGCGGCCCCCAGUUGACGCGCCUGGUGGAUUAUGUUGCCUGGGGCGCAGAACAGACCUCAAACUACAUACCCGCCAUACAGCUGCUCCAUCAUGUCAUCCUGCGGCUCGACAGCACCGCGUCCACUCUUACUUCCACCCAUCGAUCGUUCAUUCGGCUCUGUCUGCUUUCACAGGCAUACAGCGAAGCUAUUGACAUCCUGGACAGACCGAUCUAUCACAUCCCUACCACCCAAGUCGACCCGCGCACCUACAAAUACCUCUGCAGUAGCUCCGACCCGACCUGGACGUAUCUGACCUCAGCAACUGGUCUCACACAUCCUGUGUCGAGUCGCACGUAUCUCGAAUACUAUCUAUUGGGUGGGAUGUGCUACCUGGCCAUGAGACGAUACAAAGAUGCCUUGUUUUUUCUAGAAGUGGUCAUCACAGCUCCAGUGCUACAAAAUGUCGCAAGCUCAAUCAUGGUGGAAGCAUACAAGAAGUGGCUUCUCGUGGGUCUGUUGCUCAGAGGAGCAGCACCUUCAAUACCAAAAAGCGCCAGCCAAUCAGCCAUGAAGCAUAUCCGGGCUGCUGCCAAACCAUACGAGUGUGUCGCAGAUGCCUUCAAGGUCGGCAAUGCGCAGAAACUACGCGCCGAAAUCGAAGCGGGUGGCAAUAUCUGGCAAGAAGAAGGAAACUACGGUCUCAUGGUCGAAGUCUUCGAAGCGUUCCGGAAAUUCUCCGUCCUUAGACUCGGCCGAACGUAUGAUGCGUUACCCAUCAGCGAAGUGGCGAGACGAACUUCACCGGACGCCUCCAACGUGGAUGAAACGAGAGUAUAUCUCGAGACCUUGAUAGCCGGCGGCGACGUCAAAGCAGCCAUCUCGGACGCUGACGGCACCAAAGACCAGAUCCUCCGUUUUCAACCGGCAGCGACGACUUUCAAGCCUGAAACAGAAUAUGAGAGACAUUUGGCCGUGCAGACGCGAGAAUUGAAGAGUCUGCUCGGCCACAUCCAGGACACCGAACACCGGAUGGAAGUCAGCAAGGAGUACAUCGACUACCUGAAAAAGCUGAAAAAGGCGAAAGACGAGGAAAAGAAGAACCCCGUACUCGGGGCCAGCACCGCUCGCACAGCGACCGCAGCGGACGACGUUGACGAGGACAUGAUGGAGGAAUAUUAG